Molecule: messenger RNA, 552 nt
Organism: Medioppia subpectinata
Lineage: Eukaryota; Metazoa; Arthropoda; Arachnida; Sarcoptiformes; Oppiidae
Source: the annotation of a GenBank genome assembly
AUGUUGAAUGUCUCGCAAAUGCAUAGUUUGCGAGAAAAUAGCGAUAAUUACACAAACAUAACGAUUCUGAGCCGACCCACAGUGCCUGUAGUGACUGAGUCCAGUCCUCACGUCAGCGCUGGUCGGCAACCAAAUGCAUCCAAACCCACACUCAACACAUCCAACACUUCCAACACAUCCAUCGCUAACCAACACAAUCACCCAAACCUAUCACAACCACCACAACCACCACAACAAGCAUCACAAGCAACACAUUCAGCACAACCACAGCCACAAUGUGUGGGAAGCGAUCAAAUUGGGAGCAACACUGAGUGUGCGGUGGAGGACAAGUCGCCGAUGUGUCAAAUCAAUGAGAUUUGUAGAUAUAAUAACAUUAAACAGGAGUACCUUCUGAUAGAAGAGUUGGGUCCGCCUCACGACAAGACAUUUACCGUUGCAUUAAAGUUAGGUUCGAGUGAAGAAUAUCGUGGAAGCGGUCCAUCGAUAAAGAAGGCGCAGAGAAGUGCCGCCACUUCGGCUCUCCUGCGGACACAACUGAAACACCCGACGCCC